Archocentrus centrarchus (flier cichlid) is the source of this 6293-nucleotide messenger RNA. RefSeq names its product myopalladin (gene mypn). Gene Ontology annotation, molecular function: protein kinase activity. The record is from RefSeq and is a predicted model, not a curated record. NCBI's taxonomy places the organism in Eukaryota, Metazoa, Chordata, Actinopteri, Cichliformes, Cichlidae. The transcript is spliced from 21 exons. Bases 81 to 5513 code for a protein of 1810 amino acids.
UCAGCCCCUUUCGGCACAGGUGCACUCUGAGGAUUUACUAGUCCUUCCGCAGGGGCCAGCUGGGCUUAUUCUGAAGCAACAUGCAAGAGAACACCAUCGACCAGCCACCCUCACUCUCUCAGCUCUUAAGGGAGAGUUACCUGGCAGAGGCCAGAGCCCAGCAGCGCCACAGCGAGAUGAGCCGCUCAGACGCUUCUUCCUCACGCCUGCAGAUCUACGGGUCGCUCAAAGGCAAGGCUGAGGAUGCUGUUGGCCACAGUGAUCCCCAGUUCCCAGAUCUUUCAGCCUUCCUCAGCCAAGAGGAACUGGAUAAAAGUGUGAACUUGGCCCGCCAGGCCAUUGGACAUGAGCCUCGUGAGGAGAGGGCAGAGGUCAAGGUCUCUGCCACACCGUCAACCCCCUCCAGCAUCUCCUCAACCUCAGUUUCUUCAUCCACACCCAGUUCUAUUCCCUUCUCUCACCCCUCUCCUGCUCCUUUUUCUGCCCCCUCGAUUGUGCCCUUUGCUCAGCCGGCCCCGGAGAUUAAAGAACUCCCAGCCACAAACACGACUUUCACAUGUGACAGAAAGAUGCACAAGGCAUCGACACGGCAGGACAAUGUGAUCAGGAACAGCAGGGACUCCAGUGAAGGAUUCCAAGACUAUCACAGGUCAGCAAGAAAUGCCCCUUAUGGUGUGGAGACCCAGUCCAAGAAGGAGUUCCUCAACAAGGCAGCUGACUUCAUUGAGGAGCUCUCUUCUCUCUUCAAGGCCAACAGCUCCAAAAGGAUACGACCGAGAGCCUGCAAAGCCCACAGGAGCAGGGUCCAGAGCAAGAGCCAGAACGAUGGGACAGUUUAUCCCAUCGUGUCAGACAACCGGGAGCGCGCCGUCAUGCCCAUGGAGGUGGAGAAGGAGCCACCCAGCCCUCCUAUUACCCACCAACCAGUGGCCCAGCUGGAUUCUGAGACAGGACAUGUGGAGUUUCAGGACUGCGAGAUUACUGAGGAGGAACAGUAUGACUCUGUGCCCCAGGAGGCAGAGGAAGAGCCUCAAAGCUUUGACACGACAGAAACUCCAUACUCAGCGGAGCCUGUGUGUGAACCUCCUCGCUUCAUCCAGAAACUGAAAAGCAGGGAGGUUCCCGAGGGCAGCAAGGUCCGGUUAGACUGCAUUGUAAGAGGAUUCCCUGUGCCUGAAGUCAGGUGGUUCUGUGAGGGAAAGGAGCUGGAGAACAGCCCUGACAUUCAGAUCCUCACCAGUGGUGAGCAGCACUCUCUGAUUAUUGCAGAGGCAUUCGAGGAAGAUACCGGACGCUACUCCUGCUUUGCAUCUAACUGCUACGGCACUGACUCCACAUCAGCUGAGAUCUAUGUAGAAGGUGCCUCCUCUUCGGAUUCUGAUGUGGAACCGCACUUUGAACAUGUAACCCAGCUGCAGAAAAAACAACCAAAGUCAUCCCCAUCUUUGUCAUCUUCAAGCCAAGUUAUUCCUGCAGAGGAGGAAGAAACGGUGUCAUCCCAGCCUGCAGCAGACCCCGAGGAACCAGCAGAGGAGCUCUCAUCUCCAGUAACUGCUCAAAUAGCUCCCGAACCUCUUCUACCAGUCCGGAUAUCUGCCGCAAUACUUCCAGUCCCAGAGUUCUCAAAAGUAUCCGUGGCAUCAGCAGCACAUCCUGCUCAGGAGGCGACAUCUGUGGUACCUGUGCAGGUGUUUCCCAUUUCAUCAGGUGAAACAGAACUUACAGAAGCCCAAGAGGUGUCAGCAUCUCUCCCGGUCAUAUCUACUCCACAGCUGCAACAGACGGCUUCAGCGAUAGCUACGUCACAGCCUUUAAACUCAGCAGUAUCAUCUGUCCUGUCACGUCCCGCACAAACACUCCAGCCUGAGAGUCAAACUUCCAACCACAGCUCUCCACAAGGAUUAAACGGGCAACCUAUUAUGGCUGCCCCUGUAUUCACAAAGAGCCUGCAGGACCUCGUUGCGUCGGAAGGCCAGCUGGUGGUGCUAGAGAGUCGUGUGAAAGGGGUGCCGUCACCUCGAGUGGACUGGUACAGAGAAGGAAAAAUCGUAGAGGACUCGCCUGAUUUCAGGAUCCUGCAGAAAAAGCCCAGAUCUCCAGCUGAAUCAGAGGAAAUAUGCACUUUAGUCAUUGCCGAGGUCUUUCCUGAAGAUUCUGGGAUGUUUACUUGUACAGCAAACAACAAGUAUGGAACCGUGUCUAGCAGUGCUGCACUGAAGGUCAAAGGCAAUGGCAGCAACAGCAAUCAUGUGAGGUAUUCAGGCAGUUUAAUAGUGGAGCCCAGUCAAGUUCAAGAGCUUCCCCCAUCAGCUGCUACUGUAAACUCUCAACCAGAGGUUGUUGUGACCAGCAGCAUUAAGCCGCACUCCAGCACCAUUCGCCUUGAUCCACUUGUCUCUAGCACCUUACGCCUGGACCCCUUAAACACUAGCACCCUUCGCCUGGACCCCAACAGUUCUAGCAUGUUGCGUCCAGACCCCCUGCGCACCAGCCUUCCCAAUCUGGAACCCUCCACCCUGAGUACCAGCUCCUGCUUAAACUCUCACAGCACCAGCACCCCAAAUUUAGAUCCUUUCUCCCACCACAAGGACCCACUUGGAUCCAAUGGAACGCAGGGAGCCAGAAAGAUUCUCCCAUACCCCAAACCCUUCACUGCACCAUCUGCAUUUGAGACUUCAGCACAGCAGGAGGUGUCCAGACCUUCAGGGACAUCGCCUGACAUCAGUUCCAAAGAUAAGGGGACCCCGACUCAUCAGAACGGGAGCCCUGUUGUGGUACCCUUACCUGAUCCUCCACCCAACUCCUGCCUAAAGACAGGCAACCUUACAAACCACAAAGACUCACGCACUAACUCCAGAGUAGGUCUGCGUGUGCACUUCAAACUGCCUGAGGAUGAAGAGGAUGAACAAAGUGAUGCAUCUAGUCCCUCUGAUGAAGACAUCACUGAGGAAUUAGUCAGCAAAGAACCACCACCAGUGCUGGCCAAACCUAAACUGGACCCAGCUCAGCUCCAGCUUCUGCACAACCAGGUCCUCCUGGAGCAGCAGCAGGAGACUGAACCACAAACCCACAUCCAGCCUCCCUCUCACCCGCCGUGCCACAUCCAGGUCCAGUCCGAAGUCCAAAGCUCCCCUGAAGGUCCGCUGUGGUCUCCGGGGAUACCCCGGCCUUUACGUAAUACAACAGCCCUUCAGCAGAUCCCUCGCUCUGCACCUCCAGCGACCACCACCCCACCUGCUCCAGCACCGACCUCCACCUUUUCACCUCUUCUUAACACUUCUCCUGCUCCUCUUUUGAACUCUCUUUCUUCAGUUCCUCAGCAUAUGAAAUCCUCACUGGUGACCUCCCCUCCUCGUGCCCCACAGCUAAACUCAGCCCCUUCUCUCAGUACAUCACCACUAACCCAGAUGAAGACCAUCCAUGCCUCCCACAUGAACCUGUCCCCUGCAUCUCUUACCAAAACUGCACCCACACCCCAGUUUUGCUCUCCACCUGCACCAAAGCUCAGCACAGUCUCUACAGAUUCAACCCCGGCCUUACAACAGAUCACAUCCCCCACUCCUCUUCUAAGAAGCACCCAUGCCUCCCUCAUGAAUCUCACCGCCACGUCCCACUCCUUCAACUACGUACGGCCUAAAGAGUUUGUAGCCGCUCAGACCCUCUCACCGAUCAGGAGUCCUUCCCCAACAGAAUCACCGGUCCCUCUUCUACACGAGCUGGCUGCUGAGCUCAACUCCUCUGCAGCUAGUUCCCCUACUUUCCCACCGCUCUCCCCACCACCCAGGAUUUUUCCCACGAGGGUGCUCAAAUCUCCCGCCAGCCCCCCGUCCCUAGUAUCCUCACCUACACCGGGAUCUGUGAAUAGCUUGUUUUCCUUUAGAGCUCAGUCACCCCCUCAGGCUUCUUCUCCCACCUCCACCAGCUCUACCCCGAGUCCCAUUCAAAACCCGGUAGCCUUCCUCAGCUCCGUCCUGCCGUCCCUGACCCCAAGCCAGCCCACCAACUCAAUGGGCCUGCCCAAGGGAGCUCCAUUAGGGCUACAAAAGAAGGCACCAAAGGUCCGCCUUCCGUCAGCUGAAGACGUCCACGAGCGCAAAGAACUUCUCCUCUAUGACAUCGAGAAGAAGCUCCGACUUAAAGAUGAUACUCCACAUUUUGUACAUCAGCAGAAGCUGAGUAAUGAGGGGAAAACAGCGAGCAGGCCCCUUGGACCAAACAUUGCUGCUACUGUCAUUAAUUAUGAUGAGGAGUAUAAAGUGUCCAAUUUUGAGCAAAGGCUAAUGAGCGAGAUCGAGUUCCGUCUGGAGAGGACGCCGGUGGAGGAGUCGGAUGAUGAGGUGCAGCACGAUGACGUCCCCACGGGAAAAUGCAUUGCACCCAUAUUUGACAAGAAACUGAAGAACUUCAAGGCGAUGGAGGGGGUGCCUGUAACGUUCUCAUGUAAAGUAGUGGGAAUCCCGCCUCCAAAGGUUUACUGGUUCAAGGAUGGCAAGCAGAUCUUGAAGAAGAAUGUCCAUUACAAGAAGAUAAGAGAGGGAGACGGGACCUGUGCUUUACACAUUGAAUCCACAACCAGUGAUGACGAUGGCAACUACACCAUCAUGGUAGCCAAUCCGCAGGGACGAAUCAGCUGCUCGGGUCAUUUAAUAGUCCAAACAGGACCUCCCCGACACCGAAUGACACCAAUUCAUGCUCAAAGGGUGCGAAACCGCAUACAGGAAGUUGAAGGUGAGCAAACCCAGGGACGCUUUUUUCGUCCUCACUUCCUCCAGGCUCCAGGGGACAUGAUGGCUCACGAGGGCAGACUGUGCAGACUAGACUGUAAGGUGAGUGGCCUACCCAACCCAGAGCUCAUGUGGCUGGUCAAUGGGAGGCCUGUUUAUCCAGACCUUUACCACAAGAUGCUGGUGAGGGAGAAUGGCAUCCAUUCCCUAGUCAUUGACCCUCUAACUCAGAAAGACGGCGGCACAUACACCUGCAUUGCAAGCAAUAAAGCAGGGCAGAGCUCCUUCAGUCUGGAGCUGCAGGUUGUGGAAAAAGAAAGGAAGCACCCACCCCAGUUUGUGGAGAAGCUGCAGAACAUGGGUAUUCCUGAGGGGGCUCCAGUAAGGCUGGAAUGUCGUGUUGUGGGUAUGCCCCCUCCACUCAUCUUCUGGAAGAAAGACAAUGAUUCUAUUCCUAGAACUAAGGACAGAAUCAGCAUGACCCAGGAUGCCACAGGGUAUGUGUGUCUCCUUAUCCAGCCGACAACAAAAGAUGAUGCAGGCUGGUACACAGUGUCAGCAAAAAACGAGGCUGGGGUCAUAUCAUGCACCUGCAGACUUGAUAUAUAUGCACAGUGGCAUCAGAGCAUCCCUGCACUCAUGAAGAAAACUCCACGAACAGGAAGUCGCUACGCGGCUCUGACGGGCCAGGGGCUCGACAUCAAGUCAGUGUUCCCCACGUCGGACACCGGCCCCAUCCUGUUCGCCAGCUCCCCCCCUGAGGCCACACUGGAGAGCGAAGAACUGUGAGAGCUCUCACAGGGGAGGGACCCUCAGAGGCCAUCCAACACAUCCUGUGACCUCACUGAGGCCAAAACAGCAGAGGGCUCAAAGGGGGAGUGAUUACCUGAGCAGAUUUUGUGUGUGAUGCAUUUGACGUGAUGCAUUCAGAUUAGGAGGGCAGACGUUUAUUGUGUUAAAGAUACAGCACUGAUAGUGGGUUUGUCAUCAUUCCUAUUUACUCAAGUUAUAUGAAGAGUGUUUCACCUACAGAAAAAAAUAACAGAUAUGCAAAGUCUUAGCUCACGAGCCAUCUGUGAAGUUCAGUUUCAUGUGUGAAGUUUGGAAUGAAUCACAUUUGUUUUCAACAUCAUACUUGGCUAUGAUGGCAAGUUUGCUGAAUGUUGGUGAUAAGAUCUGUUCUUAAUUGUUUGUCCUGUACUCAGAGUGGUCCUGGCACCACAUAUUUCUACAGCAAAUCAUAUAUAUAUAUAUAUAUAUAUAUACCUGUAUUGGUAGUGUUAACUUUAUAUAGAAAGUAGCUAUGUUUUUAUUUAUAGUAUAUUAUUAGACAUUUGAAUGUGCCAUUUAGAUCAGUGUAUUUAAAUGGCUCUAGAAGGGUGGGGAUUCUUUCUACAUUUAACUACAUUAUUUCUUGAGGUUCAUCGCAGUUUGCACCACGUUUUUCAUGUGCAUGCAUGAUGAUUUAUGAUAUCUGCUUAAAUGCAACUUCAGUUCAGGAUGUGUUUACCAGAGGAAUGAGUCCAAUUAGACUGAAAACAGUCAAACACUGUAAAUUCAGACAUUAAC